CUCUCGAGUGUGACGUCGGCAAGGAGUCCAUCACGUGACCGUCCUUCCACCCAUCAUUUAGUCGACGUCAAAAAUAUUUUACGUCACGCUCUCGCGUGUGACGUCAGAAGCCCUAAGAAACAUAGGUAGAGACGGGGCGACCAAGUGGGAAGUCGAGUCUGGGAGGAGUGAAAACGCCGCCGGAAGUCCAUUUCCCCGCUCACCUGAGCGGUUGCGGCCGCUUGUUCCCGACUGACUCGCACGCCGUUCUCACGUGCUGUGACGCCAUGCCACCAUUGCUGAUGGCCAGAGACUCUUCUUCGCUCUCCACCCCAUGCCGGGCGGUAAAGACAACUUCUCGCUCUCCACCCCACGUCCGGCACGACAUCUGGCGUCCAUAGAAACGGUGACAAGAAAUGGCCAUGCCCAUCCUGGCAGCCAGUCUGUUCAUUCCCAUCGUUUUCCACGUCUUGCGCAGACGACUGCUGAGCAUGGGACAGCACUGGUGGUGGGAGGACUAUUUCACGCCGCCUGUUGAGGAUCAGCCGGAACUCAUGCCAAUGUCCGAUUUCCUGCCCUGGGAGUCGGAGCGAGAUUUGAUGAGGGUGCACCCGGCCGUCUGCGCCUCCGGCGGCUGCGGCAGCGACAUCGAUGGAGAUGGAUGCGCACGGGAGGCUGGAUGGAGUGAGUCCGAUAUAUUCAAAAAAGAUCUGCGCCUGUCUCUUCCCUCGCCGUUCAAUGUCUCGGAAGCUUCUCUGCCGCCUUUUCGGGAAGUGACAAAGGAGAUCCUACGGGCAGACUCUCAAAAUGCGCCGGACAGACAUGGUGCUUACGAUUUAUUCUUCGAGUCUUCUUGCGAGAGCUUUCAGACCUGCACCAUUGCCCCUUCGCUGUCGACCGAGUGGAGACCUAAGUCAAGGCUGCCGAUGGAUAACUGCAUCAAAGAUAAGAGCACAUCGCCACCACCCUUAUCACGUGGACUCUCGCGUCCAAGGAAAAAAACACCGGAUGGUUGCAAGCAAACCCUACCGCAGCAACUUGGGGGUCUGGGUGACGUUCACGACCAAGAGGUCCCGACUAAAUCUCCUGAACUGGAUGACUUUCGGAUGUGGAUGGCCGAUGGAGUUACCUCCCUUCGACAACAAUGUGUAACGAGUUACUGCAUAAUUCAAGAAAUAGAUCCCCGGAAAAAAGGAUUCAACAGAAGCCGAGUGCAGAGAAGAGCUGUUAAACACAGAAAGUUAGAAGAGCCUCUGCCGCUAUCCCAGAAGAAGGCGAUGACCACAGAGCUGCUGAAUUCGUCUGCGACUGCCCCCAGUGUCCAGUUACCCGAACCUGUUAUGCAGCUUGAGCAGAUGAGAAGCACCACGGCCUUUUUAAUGGGCUGUGACAUGAGUUUCGAUUCUGAUCGUUUUUCAACCGGAUCUCCAAAUAAAACAUACCAGUUACCUUCCAGCCAAGAACAGGCAGAAGAAAACGAAUGGAAUCCUCUGCAAGGUGAACAUUUCGAGCAGGCGAUACCACCAGACCAUUUCAGCUCGACUGGCAGCCAGCAAGGACAUUAUUUCACAACAGAUCAGUUCGACAGGGGCAAGCCUGCUGAAGGGAACCCUCUAACCUACCCAGGGGAAGCACUGCGGAUCCAAAAGCAACAUUCCAAUGGCGAUGUCUUUUAUCCUCACGUCGAGCUAGCUCCAACUGAUAACACUCACACUUUAUCAAGACAUGCCAUUUCACCUUCUGCGUUGAAAUACUGCCUCCCGUGGCAUGCAGAAGCGGAACUCGGAGCGCGCCCCAAAGAACAAGGGCACUAUGUGGUGGCGGGUAAUAGUAAUUUCAUCAAUGUGGAAGAAAUAUGCGAUGCUGACCAGCUUGCGGGAUCCCUGAUGAUGCCCAUUUCUUGCCACGUCCGCCAGGACACUAUGCGAGCCCCGAUUCCAGCUAGAUGCAGACUGAAGAAGCACGUGGGGUGGACUUGUGUCGACGCGUCACAAGGCGAUGAUUUGGGAAAUGACAUUCAAGACCAGCCGGGAGGGCAGAUGGAAUGGGAAGGUGAAACGCGUCAAACUAAAAACUUGGGACCCACGUUUACUGACCAAAGUGUCAGAUUGCAAGAGAAUAUUAAAGGAAAUGACGUACAAGAAAAAGAACAAUUGGAAGCUGGCGAAUUAAUGGAAGUAAAAAUGAGUCUUAUAACACAUUCAGAAAAGCCGAUGUGUGAGAAUGUCAUCCGUUUAGACGCUACUCCAGUCAAAAAGGUAACAACGUCUGAAGAGAAAGAGUCUCUUAGCUGUGGAACCAUACUGGCUCUAUCUUUUGAAACCACUCCUACUUCAAAUGUCCUGAAAUUACAAAUUGUUCCUGCAACCAAUUCACAACCGCUGCUUGGUGACAUCGUUGCUAGUUCAGAUACCAAUUCAACCAAACAAGAUAGGCUUGUCUCUGUAUCCGAAUCGACCUUUCAAAAUCCUCCUCCUUCAAGAAUUCUGGAAACAGAAAUUGGUCCUGUACUAAAUUCGGAGCCGAUGCUCAGUGACAGAGCCAUCAGUUCAGAUACUACUCCUGUCGAAAGCAAACAGAAAAGUGAAGAGCAAGAUAGUCUUAUAUCCGGAUCCGAAUCGGCAACAUCGUUGCAAGCACCCAUCUCUCCAAGAAUCCUGGAAAACGCGGUGCAACAGUCAGAGUACACGGCAGCAGAACCACUAGAAAAAAAUGCCUCUCUUCUUUCUCUUCAAGACUCUUCGUCUACGAUAUUGCUGGAAGUGUCGUCCGAGGGGAUAGAACAAAGGGCAGUGGAGCAACUAGAAAAAAACAAUCUUGUCCAUUCACGACUGCUGGAAGUAACGUCACCACAAGAGCAGAUAGAAACACAAAGAGAAAAUAAAUCAAAAUCUCAAUUGCAAAGCCUGCUCCCUCGCAUCCGGAAGAACAGUCGUUCCUUGGGCAAAUACGCCCUGCGAUACCUGGAACACAUCGAGCAUCAACUCGUGUCCUCGGCACUCCCGCACAAACUUUCUCAUGACAACUGUGACAGCCCGCAGCCUGCCGAGUCGAUCUGCGACCAACGGAGUGACUCGGGGCUCGCUUCUUAUUCGCCUGCGUGGAGAGAUCGCGAGCGACAGCAGCUACACGAGAAAAAACACGACUGGGAAGGCGAGAGAUGUGAAGACGUCGGCGUAGAAUCGGAUGUGGCCGUAAAGCCAGGUCACGACCUCUCCUGGACAGACGUGGUAAAGCUGGCUGACUCCUCAGCCUCCGAGGAGCUUCGGCAGGAUGUAGCGACCCCCCUUUCGGGAAGUUCCACCUCCUCUCUGCUUGAAAUCUUCUCCACGACUAUGAGUAUUUCGGAGGCCUUCGAUCAGCUUGAGGUCGUCGUCGAAAAUCUGUUGGGACUUUUGAACGCUCCUAACGAGUGCUCCGUCUCUAAUAAUCCUUCCUGCGAGACGAUGAGCUCGGACGAUAACGUGGAUCGUUCCAGAAGCGGUGUACUUACCGAAAGCGUCUGCUUUUUAUGCGUGCACACGGCCUCGUCUGCUGAUGUCUUGCACGACCUUUCUGGCGAUGACGUGCUUGGGGAAAACGUCUCCUUUAGUAAUGAGAACGUGUCCUCGUCUGUUGAUGGCCUGCACAAUAGAGUGGAAGCUUCUGCAAGUUAUCUGCUUAGCGAAAACGCCUGUUCCAUUGAUGAGAACAUGGCCUCGCCUUUUAGUGAUGUGCACGAUAACACUGACUGUUCUGGCAGCGAACUACAAAUUGCCUAUAGCGAAGAGAAUACUGCAUCUUCGCCCUGUUUCAGUGACACUGCUCUUCUAAAUUCUAACUGAAGGGGGUUCACCAUGUCGCCAGAUAAGUGAAAACCAUCUUCAGAUUAUAAGGUGAUCGCACUGGACAGACUAGUGCACACCGAAAAUUGGCAGAGCGAAGCGAAAAGAGUAAGAUUACCCUGUGGUCUUUGGUGGGUUGGUACCAACGUCUGUUUGCUGCAGAUAGGAUGCAGAGGGGGGAGGCUCGAUAAACUACCAACUGGAAGAAGAGGGAUGGGCUCUACCAAGAUAGACACUUUGUCACUUCUCCUAUCAUAUUGAGGCUAAUCACGAGCGACAAGCAGUUGUAACUGCGCUUGCUUGAAGCCAGUGAUUGUGUAAGGCCCAGAAAAAAAUAACACCAUAUAUCCAUACUAUCUGCAGAGCUUAUUUUCAAAACUUUUACUUCUGUUAUUGUUGUGCACUGCCUACUAACUUGGCGUGUUCAACUAACCCCAAGCCUGCCUGCGGGGAAAAGUCUUACAGUCGUAAGUUUUGUCUCUGUUUUAUUUCUGUUUUGAAAAUGUGCUUAAAAUCGGAAGCAGCACUGGUGGUUUUUGAAAACAAUUAAAUAAUACCUGAUG
Molecule: messenger RNA, 4366 nt
Organism: Pomacea canaliculata
Lineage: Eukaryota; Metazoa; Mollusca; Gastropoda; Architaenioglossa; Ampullariidae
Exons: 2
Coding region: 396-3803 (1135 amino acids)
Source: RefSeq, a predicted model, not a curated record